Molecule: messenger RNA, 384 nt
Organism: Vicia faba (fava bean)
Lineage: Eukaryota; Viridiplantae; Streptophyta; Magnoliopsida; Fabales; Fabaceae
Source: the annotation of a GenBank genome assembly
AUGAAGGUGAUGCUGCAAUCCGGUUGCAAAAAAAACGGAAGACCUGAAUUCCAUACUAACAGAGAAGACGAAGGAUCUGGUUGCGCCUUCUCAGAUUUCAGAGAGUUUGUUAUUCCAUUAUUCUGUUGUGCAUAUGCUGUUGUUGAUGUUCACAGGAUUGGGAUAGAGAAAGAUGAUGAUGGGAGCAAAGAACUGGUUUCAAAGAGAAAGAGCUUGAGUUUUUGGUGUUCUUCCUACAAUGAUUGGAGAACUGAUGAAGAUGAUGCAGUUGCAGGGAGGCUGCUUAUGAAGAUAGUGAUGGUAACCAAUCACAAAACGGUUGAAGAUGCAGAAAAAAUUAUGGAGAUCAAGAAGAGAGAAGAGGUAGAGAGUAUUUUCUGGUGA